Messenger RNA from Ceratitis capitata (Mediterranean fruit fly), 3200 nucleotides. RefSeq lists its product as uncharacterized. The record is from RefSeq and is a predicted model, not a curated record. The transcript has 7 exons. NCBI's taxonomy places the organism in Eukaryota, Metazoa, Arthropoda, Insecta, Diptera, Tephritidae. The coding region runs from base 18 to 3146 and encodes 1042 amino acids.
AUGAAUCAUACUUAAAAAUGUUUGAUCUGAUUGUGCGUUGCAGGGAAUUUAGUGAUUUCACGCUCAGAGUAAAUGAGAAGCGUUUGUUGAACGCGCUAAACGAUACGCCAAUACGCUUUCCACGUGCCGGGCGCAUCAAAACGCGUGAAGAUAAGAUUUCAUGUUUGUUGCAGGCAGUGCUUGGAAAUGUGCCGAUCGCCUCCCCCACUUUGGCGCAGGAAUCUUUGAAAAUGAUACGCAUCGGUGAUCGCAUUGCAAAAUGCUUGUUGGAGUACAUGCGCUUGUCGGAGCAUCAAGCCCACACCAGUACGGGUACAUUUCCAUUGGGCCGCUACAAGGCGUUAUUGCAUACCGUGACAAUCGCGAAAUGCUUCCACGCCAAGUUGUGGGAAAACUCCGCGUAUGCAGCGAAACAAUUGCAGAAAAUCGGUGGCGUUUACUCAGCUCAACUGGUGUGUGCUGGGAAAACUACAUUGAAAUCAUUGGAGGCGACAGACGCGCGCAUCAUUGAAGCGAUACUAAACAAACCAUAUCCCUUCGGCGAUGAGAUAUUGCAAAAUUUACAACAAGCUUUCCCUGAAUAUUCAUUACAAUUGGAGCACCAAUCGCCAAGCAUGGUGCGUGUGUGUGUGCGGCAAGUUAAUGAAGCUUUCAUUUGCCGUGGCGUAAAUGCAAUGAUUAUUGUGGGAGAUUCGGCAAAUCAGCUGUUGCUCUUCAUCGAAGAUCUUGAUACGCUACUUCAGGAAUAUGGUUUCUUUAUGAAAACGAUAAUUCUACCAAGCACUGAAGUGGAAAAAGUCCAUGCGCACGUCAUACAUGCAACUUUAGUUGGCGUUGAUGUGCACGAGACUCUAAUUAUAAACGAGCCACCAGAAGAAGCCAUCACUAUUCAAAAACCUAAACAGAAUAGAAAACGAAAGCAACAAACAAUUUUAACAGCAGCAAGCAAGAAAAAAGUCAAACCCAACACAUCCAGCACUAUGAGUACAAUUUUCGACACAACAAUCAACAGUACAGUAGCUAACAAAAGUAAGCGGUUUGCAAAUUUACAAAGCUUUGCCUUUUCCAAAUCAAAAUUAAAUAAUGACACGAUUGGUUCGACCAUUAAUGACAACUGCAAGGAGUUACUGAAUAAGACAAGCAAUGAAACAGUACUUAAUAUCUCUGAUAAAUCAAAUCUCCACAACUCAACAUUGGUACAAACUAAAUUAACACAUUUUUUCACACAAAAAAAGAAUGUGACAGCAGAUAAGUCAGUGCUUUUGGAAGUAGAUUAUGAUCGAAGGAACGACAAGCUAAAGGCUGAAGCUGAAAAACAGUAUACAGAUAAAACCCCACAGGAUAUGACGCUAAACUCAACGCUGGAAACAACUUUAAUGAAAUUUCAAAAAAUCUCUAAGCAAAAUGAUAUUGAAUUCGAUAAAUUAAAAGAAAGCCAGGAGAAAUCUAAAAACGAACUCAACAAAUGCAUACGACGAGUAACAUCCGUGGACUUAACUGAAAGUUCAAAGCAUUGUUUUGUAGACCAGAGUAAUUCAAAAGAAAAAGACGACGAAACAAAAACCGAGAGCCAAUUAAUUCUCAGUUCCACGCUUCGUGCAACAACGCCGGAUUUACAUGAAAUUUCUGCAUUUCUGGACACGCAAAAAUCGGCGCCAUCUCAGAAUGCUACCCAGAGAUCUAAUAAAAAUGAGCAGCAAGAAGUAUCCACAAAUCGACAAGAUUUGAAUUAUAUUGUACCAAAUGGUACACAAACCUCCAAGAUAUUUGAUACACCAAAUUCAAUACGAUCACUGGAAACAACACCGGAUUUUAACAAUCUUGACGAUAGUUUAAGAAACCGUCAAACAUCAGUUUGUGGUAUAGAAAUCGCUCGUAGCGCUAAUAAAAACGUUGGUGAAUCUUACGAAGAAGCAAAUUAUAAUACUGCAGUUACUGAGGGUGCAGCAAAGAGUGGUGCCAAAUGUACACAUUUUGAGAAUUCAAGAGACAACGAAAUGUCAAAUGUAUUACAUAAUAAAAGUGCUCAUGUUAAUAUAUCAACAUUAAAUCCAAAAAUUAUGAACUGUGGCAUAUCUAACACAAUGCAAAAGGAAUUGGUUGAACGAAGUCGAAGUCGUUCGUUAAACUUGAGCAAUGAACCUUUAAAUUUAAGUAGAGCAACCGCUAUUAUCCAUGUACCUAACGAAAGGCAUGCCAAUAAAGCUGCCUUUGUACAUAAAUACCACCCAACCCAACGAAUUAACAUCGACUCAAAUAACUUGAAACAGCCCAGCACAAAAUCUCAACGCCCAAAAUGUAAUGAGGUGAUUUGUGGUUUAGAUUUAACGCGUAAGUCAAUAACAUACUCUGACGACAACACAAGAGAUGAUGCAUCAGCUAUGAGCACCUCCGUGACCAGCAAGAGUUCUGAUACGUUAAAAAAUACACCGAAAAAUAUUGAAAACUACUUGUUAAGCUAUAAGUGUGCAGUGGCUUUCUCGCGUCUCUCGCAGGAACAACGUACUAUUAUCAAUUAUAAAAAGAUUUAUAAACGCUUAUGGCACACAAGUUCAGCAAUUGAUUUUAUUACUCAGAAAUUGAGUAAAAGCAGCAUUAGCCACGGUGCGCAGCAAAAGCGCAUAACAGAGCGUAGAAUAAUAACGAGGCGGGAUAUAAGGCGCGAUCCAAGGCGCACAAUCGCAAAGAAUAAUAUUACAAUCGCAAAGAAAGAACCUCUUAACCUUUCGAAUAGACAGAUACAGCAGCAGAAAAUAAAAGAUACAGUGACUAAUGCAUCCUCGAAGCCAGCAUCAAAAAUUUCACAUCUUUCUAAAGAAGAACAACAUAAAAUACUAACCAAUAAGUCCACCAAGGCAGAUGAGUCGACAUCUUCUAUGCUACGUAAUCCCUAUCGUUUGCAGUUAUUGAAUGACUCUAAAAACGAAGUUAAAAGUGCUCACCAUAUUAAUAAUGAGGUAAUGCAUUUGGUGCUCGAUAUGAAAUGUAAAGCUGUAAGCAUUGCUGCAGAAGAUCAUCUUAUUGCGGGUGCGGAUGGUGAAGAAGAUCUAGAAAAUGUUGAUAUGCAGAGUUUACCAAGUAUGUCCUUUGAAGAAUAUUGUAGUUAUGUACUUCAAGCAACACAUAAUGCAGACCGCCGUUGUUGAGGAGGAUGAUUGAUUGGGGCAAUGCUUUUGGAACAUACUAUUUAUUUUCAAAAC